UGCUCCAACACGCCCAAGAUCAAAUCCAUCUUCUACUGCGCCCAGAGAUAUUGCACUCCCGAACAAGCACAGUCUGGACGUAAUCUUCUGAGUCCUUCGUGCGAAGAAAAUGCUGGCUUUCCACUGCCUACCAUCCAAGACUAUCUUCUUUCCGAGGCAGAACUCAAUCAAGUGUUGGUCUUGAACGCCACAGCUGCCCUUGCAACUGCAAAUGUACCACUCAACACCCCAGCCAUUCCCGAUUCUGACUGGCAAGCAUUGGGCGAGAAGACAGUCAAAGAGUUCUACGCAACGUGGAACAUAGACUUUGACUUCUCCUUCGCCAUGCUCGCAUUCUGGGGCCUUGUCAUUGCGCUUGGAAUUGGUCACCGCACGAUUACAGUCAUGAAGAAGCCACGGGGUGCUCCACAAUCACGCUGGUGGCUUUGGAUCCGCAAGAGUCUGAUCUUGCCCCCUACUUUCCGCAAGCACCAGUCGGAGGCGGUGGCUCGCUCUUUCACCAUUCCUCCAAGACUUGAGAGCGUCAUUCUGGCGCUUUACGUGGUUAUGAACUUCAUCAUGUGCUUCCCAGGAUACAAUCUCUUCAUUGGCAACCAAUAUUAUCCUACCUACAAGCUCCAGCUUGCAAGAUAUGUUGCUGAUCGCACCGGCUUUCUAUCAAUCGCGCAAUUGCCUAUGGUCUGGGUUUUUGCGGCUCGCAAUGAUCCGUUUAUGUGGCUUACAGGCUGGUCUUUUGCGACGUACAAUCUCUUUCAUCGUUGGAUUGCUAGGAUUGCUGUCGUCCACGCAAUCAUCCACUCCAUCGCCUACACCGUCUUUGAUUUCUACUCGACCGGAGAUGCGUCUUCCUACCAGUCAUCGUGGGCUGAAGAGUACUGGUACUGUGGCGGCAUCGCUACAAUCACCAUGGCGCUAAUGCUUGGUGCCUCUGCAUACUGCUUCCGCGAACACUUUUACGAUUUGUUUUUGAUGGUCCACAUCUGGAUGUCCCUGAUCUUCUUCGUGACUCUUUGGUACCACGUCAAGAUUUUCAGUGGGGAAUUCAAUUACUACCUCUACCCAUGCAUCGCCAUCUGGGUUCUCGAUCGCCUGCUGCGAUUCGGUCGAACAGUCUUCAUCUCGGUUAUGCCACGCUUCACCAAGGGCGUCGAAGCUGUUGCCACAUACCAUCGGACCACCGAUAUGGCUCGCUUGGACAUCACUGACUUCAUGCCAAACAAGCCGGUUGUACCUGGACUAUACUAUUACUUAUAUAUGCCCGUCGGUCUGCGAGGCUAUGAGAGUCAUCCAUUCACAGUGUGCUCUUGGCGACGACCAGGUUCCUCUGAGCCCCCUUCGCCGAGACAAUCCAUUAUGGCCAAGGAAUUUGGAACAAAUAUUCGUCCAGUCUUUGAGACAUCUGCUUCCGGUGAACUGGCCCACACUUUUCUCAUUCGCCCAUACGGGGGAAUGACCGGUCGCCUUCAGAACCGACUUUUUGCAACGAACGAAUCAGUAGCAUCUGCACAAGUCACAGUCUUUCUCGAGGGUCCGUAUGGAGAAAAGCUGGAUCUUUCGGGCUACUCGGAUGUGCUUGUGCUGUGUGGAGGUUCGGGUAUCACCGCUGCAAUCUCGCAUGCUCACUUCUUGGUGGCCGAUAACAACCACACCAAGGUCCAUAUUGCUUGGGCUGUGCCUCAACGACACCUCCCAGACGACAUUUGCGCGAAUGAACUGGCGUCGGUCAUCCAUACAGAUCGUGUUUAUAUGACUGUGUAUCUCACGUCGGCUGCUGAGGAGGAAGCACAGAAUGCUGAAAAGCUCCCAGCGCGACCUCCAUAUGAGAUCCGUUUCGGACGCCCUGACGCUCAAACAGUCAUGCGAGAGCACAGACAGAUCGCGAAGAAGAGUAUGGCAAUUGUUACAUGCGGCACUCCGCAAUUCUCUGACGCCUGCCGCGCUGCUGUA
Molecule: messenger RNA, 1947 nt
Organism: Pseudocercospora fijiensis CIRAD86
Lineage: Eukaryota; Fungi; Ascomycota; Dothideomycetes; Mycosphaerellales; Mycosphaerellaceae
Exons: 2
Biological process (GO): intracellular iron ion homeostasis; copper ion import; iron ion transport
Cellular component (GO): plasma membrane
Molecular function (GO): ferric-chelate reductase activity
Source: RefSeq, a predicted model, not a curated record